UAUAUAGAGCUGUUGCCGGCUCAGCCAUGUAGUUCUUCCCCAUGCCAGGAUAUUCUAUCCAAUUUACUUUACUUACUUCCGUUGAAUUUAUAUCUUUAAAUAAAAAGCGCUAUAUCAAGUCGGACCCCCAAAAACGCAAAUAUGGUCGUUGCCAAAGACAAGCCCGAGUACGUCGCCUUGGACCCCAACUUCAAGCCCCUCCCCAAGUAUGGCCACCUUAGCGAGCUCGACCCAGAGUUCGCCAAACUCAAGGAGGCGACGGACCAGAUGGUAAAUCAAAUAUGGGAGCCUUCGCUUUCUCUUGAGGCUUUUCGAAAAAUGUGGCUGAACGACUCGGCACCGCCAGAGGGGUGUCCCACGGAGGGAGUAGACGUCAUGACGGAGACGCAGCAGAUCCCGAUGCGCGACGGCGGCAAGGUCGAAAUUAAAGUAUACAAAUCUAAGGAUAAGAAACCCGACUCGGCACUGGUGAUGCGGUUCCACGGCGGCGGUUGGGUUGUCGGUGGGCAUUGUACCGAGCAUUCGGAGAAUCUACUCAUUGCUGGGAGAACGAACUCGGUAGUUGUGAGUGUGGACUACAGAAUGGCCCCCGAGUUCCGAUUCCCAUACUCGGCGAACGACUGCCUAGAUGGUCUAAAAUGGUCGAAAGAGAACGCUUCCUCCCUAGGCGUCGACCCCGAAAAGAUCAUUCUCGCUGGAGGCAGUGCCGGUGGCAACCUUGCGGCUGUCGUCGCUCUCAUGGCCCGCGAUGAAAGCAUUUCCGGUAUUGUCGCACAGGUUCUCUGUUUCCCCGUCACAUGCCACCCCAAGUUUUUGCCCAAGGACAAGUAUGAGUUUGGAAGCUAUCGACAGAACUAUGAAGCCAGUAUUGUCACCUCGGCGCGCCUCGAGUGGUUCCUGGACCAUUACAUGCCUGAGCCCACUCCUGACUGGCGACUUUCAUGCUUACUAGCCCCAUCACUCAAGGACUUGCCUCCCGCGUUGGUGAUGAUUGCUGGGUACGAUGCCUUAAGAGAUGAAGGCCUCGCUUAUGCAGAGCGGCUAGAGGAAGAGGGCGUGGAGACGGAGGUGCACACGUAUCAGGGAAUGCCACAUUGCUUUUACAUGUUCCCGGCACACCCCAAGGCUUUGGAUUACUUUGACCAAGUUGUCAAAUACGUCGGACGCUUCUCUGGUUGACAGCUCCUGACGAGGGUGUCAUGUCAUGUCUGUGUCAACCACACUAGAAGAAGUCCGCCACAAAGUGUAGAGACUAGCCUGAAUUAUGGUGUGAGAUAUUCGAGGGAAUCAUCAGACACCGAAGUGCCAAAGAAAUUGCUUCGUCUUUAUCAGCUCCCUGAACUCCCCGGCUGACCCGAUUUCGAGGCUCGCCCAGACUGGCAUCUCCUCAUGUCUCUUACUCUCUCCCUCACGUCAGCCGGGCUCCAGCAGGUCAUACGGGUCUUUCAGUGGUGAAAUUUCACACUUUGCAACCACAUAUUUAUGAUUGUUUUGAAUCAGCGUGGAUCGACAGCCGUUAAACAUGCUAUUGGCGUUGGUCGAGGGCUUCCACGUCUCGAUAACCGAGCCACGGAGAGGGAAC
Molecule: messenger RNA, 1582 nt
Organism: Ilyonectria robusta
Lineage: Eukaryota; Fungi; Ascomycota; Sordariomycetes; Hypocreales; Nectriaceae
Product: alpha/beta hydrolase fold-domain-containing protein
Exons: 5
Coding region: 142-1179 (345 amino acids)
Molecular function (GO): hydrolase activity
Source: RefSeq, a predicted model, not a curated record